Molecule: messenger RNA, 525 nt
Organism: Drechmeria coniospora
Lineage: Eukaryota; Fungi; Ascomycota; Sordariomycetes; Hypocreales; Ophiocordycipitaceae
Exons: 2
Coding region: 1-525 (174 amino acids)
Biological process (GO): regulation of DNA-templated transcription
Cellular component (GO): histone deacetylase complex
Molecular function (GO): protein binding; transcription coregulator activity
Source: RefSeq, a predicted model, not a curated record
AUGGCGCCUCCAAAGUCCUCUCGCACCGCCGAGGAUGGAAAGCCGGAGCUCGGCAGCUCCAAGGAAAAGACCGGCGGUCCAUCGUCGACCAAGAUGCGCCGCGGUGCCAGCCACAACGGAGCCGCCCAGAACCUCAAGGUCGCCAGCGCUCCCACGUCUGCUCCUGCACAGAGCACCACCGAAACACCCACCCCCACGCUGCAAUGGAACGCCUUCGACCGCAACCACCUCCACUCCUACAGCCGCCAACACCGGCUCAACACCCCUUCCUCCUUCUCCAGCGUGUACCACCAGUGGGUGCUAUCCAAUCCGGGAAGCAUAGGCAUAUACUCUCCAACCAUGGUCCGCAAGCGUUCGGCCCAGAGGCAGAAUAAGGAGCAGCUCGCCAUGGUGGUGCGGAAACACUUCAACGGCAUGGGCGUCCAGGAGAAUGACGUCAUUGUCGAUUUUCUCUACAAGAUCCGCAGCGACAAGACCUCAAAAGCCACGGGACCGAACAAGAAGGCUGUUUUUCUGAGAAAGUAG